Messenger RNA from Rhinocladiella mackenziei CBS 650.93, 1674 nucleotides. RefSeq lists its product as uncharacterized. NCBI's taxonomy places the organism in Eukaryota, Fungi, Ascomycota, Eurotiomycetes, Chaetothyriales, Herpotrichiellaceae. Bases 1 to 1674 code for a protein of 557 amino acids. Gene Ontology annotation, biological process: DNA-templated transcription. The record is from RefSeq and is a predicted model, not a curated record. The transcript has a single exon. Gene Ontology annotation, molecular function: zinc ion binding; DNA binding.
AUGAACAAAUACCAAACCCUUGGAGAGGGAGACUGCGAACCUCGUCAGGUGGAGGUCAUCGGCACUGGCGACAUUUCAAAGGUUGGCUCCAUCCUGCUGGAGUUUUUGUCCCAAGACUUUGACGAAGGCUCCAUUGGAGAUUAUCAAGCAACCUUUGUCGACGACUAUGCUUGCGUGGUCCGGAUGCUGGGGCCGACCUUUGGCAAAGGUUUCCAACCUCAAGUGUACCAUUUCCGAGACGCACCUUUCAUCAAACGCGAAAACGGUAGCAUCCCCCGUGUCCUCAACGACGGAGAACAUGCGGUCCUGAGACAGUACGGCUCCUUCGUCAUUCCCAGCUCCAAGAUUGCGGACGGCUUCAUCGCCGCGUUCUUCGAUCGAGUGCAUCCCACUAUGCCGGUCUUAAACCGAGCCGAGUUCUACAGAACAUAUUUGGAAACCUCGUCCUCUCAACCCGUCAAGCUGCCGUUGUUGCUGUUACAGGCCGUGAUUCUAUCUGGCUCUACCGUCUGGAAGCAUCCCGACCUCAACCUUCCCCCCGAUGAGGUCUCGUGGCGAUUGUUCGUAAGGGCCAAAGCACUCGUCGAGCAACGAUUCGAGCAGGACAGACUAGCCCUGGUCAUUGCACACUUGCUCUUCAGCACCUUCACCUGUGACAGCUGCGACGAUACCAACCAAAACAUGUGGCUUUCACUGGGAACAGCCAUCCGUCUGGCUUUUGGUCUCGGCAUGCAUCGGGAUCUCGGCAACGCAAAUGCCUUGCCGGAGCACCGACGACAGUGGAAGAUUACAUGGUGGACGUUAUUCCUACACGAUGUACUAUGUUCGUUCGAAUGGGGCCGACCCCGAGCAGUCAACCUGGACGACAGCGAUGUACCUGAGCUUGUCGAGCGAGACCUUCAGCCCGUGGAGCCCGGAGCCCUCUCGUGCGUCGAGCACACCGAGUUUUUCCUUCAAAGCAUCGAUCUGUGUUUCAUCAUCAGCACCUGGCUGGACUCGUUGCGCCCGGGAGGUCCCGCCAAGCGACGCGCCUCGCGCAAUGGACGGCCAAACCGAGAAGAGCAGACCCGCCGUUGCUGCGCCGAAUUGUCAAAUUGGUACACCAACCUGUCGCCCGCGAUGAGACCACCUCACUCUCGCCGGUCACACUAUUCUCUCUGGUCUGGAAUGCUCAACAUGUGUUACCACGCCGCCACGCUGAGAUUCUAUUCCCGCGACCCGGAUGCCAAAGGCAAGCUCCACGAUGCCGCAGUCUCGAUCAGCCAGAUCUGCGUCGACCUCUGCGAACAAGACUUGAUCGACUCGAUCUGGGUGUACGGGAUCCAUCAACUGGACUUGGCUAUGUGCCAGCACGCCCGGGAAUCCCGAGACGACGACCCCGAUGUGGCCGAGCAGGGUCUACAGAAUCUGCGGACCUCCUUACCCAUCCUCGAGCGACUCAGCACUCGUAGCUCCACCGCAAAACAAGGCUUCAUCUUCCUGAAGGAAGUGGCCGAGGGCAACGUCAUGCGAGAGAAUCUUGCCACUCCGAUGCAUCAUCACGAGUCAACCUGGGACGCGGACAUGUCACGGUGGCACCUCCAGAACAUGGAGUACCCAGGAUUUGAAGGAUACGACGGGCUGUCAGCGGACCUCUGGACUUUUCACUCAUUCGACUUGUCAGAUGAUACCUAG